Rhipicephalus microplus (southern cattle tick) is the source of this 4661-nucleotide messenger RNA. RefSeq lists its product as uncharacterized. The record is from RefSeq and is a predicted model, not a curated record. NCBI's taxonomy places the organism in Eukaryota, Metazoa, Arthropoda, Arachnida, Ixodida, Ixodidae.
ACGCCGGUGUGGUUCAUCCUGGUGGCGAUCGCCAUUCCGUGUCAGGCGUACCUGGACGACCGGGUGCUCCUUGACCAGCACUGGACGGGAUUCAGUCCCACGGUCGACGGCGCGGGGCGAGAAGACUUCAAGGCGUCCGUGCAGGAUCGCCGACACGCACUCGCACAACAAAUCGUACAACGAACCCGACAAACGCUCAGCAGGCCGAGACCUGCGCAGGUCCGAGGCCAAACCGCUGAUGGUGCGGCACACGCACUCGACCCGAGUAAGGGACGGGGAGAUCCUUCACUUUCGCAGCGACAGCGCGAGAAAGCCUGAUAUUGCGGAGCGAAGCGUCCGCCGCAUUUUAUCGAAUCUCGAAAGGGUAGGCAAACGAGAAAGGCUCGAUGAAGCAACAGUGCGUAUGAGCCGCACGGAGAGAGACACCCCGAGAAUGUUGGAUGUGCGCAGGCAAGAACGUGAGACAAGGCGUACGCAUUCUUCCACAAAUGGCAAGGGCUCUUACAGGACGGAGGACGAGCGGCGAAGACAUACUGCAGACGUGCCAACGUGGGUGAAGAAGACUCGAGAAGAAGGGUGAGGCCUACCGAUCGCGAUAUACUUAGUUCGACCUUACCGAGAAAAGAUUAGUCGCACGAUGCACUACGACGAUGGCGCAUCUGUCAUUCGUCAAAACGCAGUAUCAGCGGAACGCAUCGAACGUCAGACAGCGAUUGAUCGGCGGGCGUCGAGCUUCGAAACCGGUAUCAAGGCUCACUGAACCUAGAGCUCAAGGCCGCGAGUUAGUCACAAGGUUUAGAGCCAGUCGCAGGGAAGAGGAGGUCAACCAUGCAUCAAGGGUUGGCGCUGUGCGUGAAGACUCAAGACGCCAAGUAAAUGAUCAAGUUAGCCGCAACCACCGCACUCGAGACGCCACGUACCAAAGCCGCCAGAUCAUGAACCAACGUAACGAUCGACAUGAUAUUGCGAAGAAAGCAUCUUUCAUAUUAAAAACCCAGUCUUCCAGAAACAUAUUUACACAGCAUCAUAAAAUGGCUCAACAGAGACGCAGAAUGACACUGCCACUACAAAUAAACUCUGAAAGGGUCAGGGUAGACAGUCGCACUCGCAAUGAAAGGAUAGUAAGUAAAUUAUCUGGGCUUCCCAUGCAUGAGCAUAAUGUCCUCUAGAACGACAUCAACUGUACAAACACACAAUAACAGAGAAGGAAGAGACCAGGCCCAAAGCAGUGCGGCGUGAUAAACUUACUGAAAGAACAAGUGGAUCUAUUCCAUCUCUACAUGACAUCAAUCAUCGUCAAGUAAGACAUACUGGCAUAAACAAACAAAAUGGUAUCAGAGCUUCGAAUGAGCGCACAUCAGUUCACAUUGUAGCUGAACGCACAGUGCCAAACCUGUCAGAUAAACACCAACAAAGGCGCAACCGUAGCUUUAGGCAACAUGACUCCAGGAUCAAUGUACGAUCAAUGGACAACAGUGAAAAACGUAACAGUUACAUUCUGAACAAAAGGCAUUCAGAACAGCAAAUGAGAGCGCGAAGUGUCAGUGCAGUUCGCAGGCAGCUGGGUGUUGAUAAUGCAAGGUCCGACUGGAUCAACACAAGGCAGACAUCACUUCAAGUGUACCGCACCAGGCUGCCAAGCGCGUAAUGACAACGAGGUUCCUAUGCCAGUGGGCUUUCCGGCAAGUUUGCCUAAGCGAAGCGUUAAUGAAAUGGUCUUGGAGCAAAGCAUCACUGCAGAAAGGAGGACAAGGACACCUGCAAGUGGCACGCAUUUUAAGUAUGCAGAGCGUGUGGAGAGGUGCCAAAAAUAUCAUCACGACAGCAGCGAUGAUCAAAUACGCUCUGUUGAAUCUCUUCGUAAAAGAGCUGCAGUGGAAACAAGACGGACCUCAGAUGAAGACUGGCUAGGAUUUGCAAGAAUGCGGAAUGCUAGACAUGUUCGUGAGAACAUCAAUUAUGAGAGAUCACAAAGGUCUGCAAGUGUGCACAGCUGUCUAAAGAUGAGCACAAAUGAGACCAUUUCUGUCACAACGAGGUCAACACAAAACAGCAGGGAAGCAGGUGAUAUUUACCAAAACAGUCCAGAAUAUGCGCGGUCAUCUCGCACCAGAACCGAGCGAUACAGUUUUGAACAAAGGCAAAUUAACAAGAGGGACACUCAUCAUGCUGUAUCCAAUAGUCGCCAUGACGCGACUACCACACGAAAUCUCCUAAAAACAGCUCCCCAUUCACCAAGAAGAAUGUUCCAGACUGUUCAUCAGGCAGACUUUAGUGAAUGGGAAGAACUGAAGUACCGUGAAAAACAUCAGGAAAGCCCACUAUUUUGGAAUGAGCUUGCCUCAAGCUAUUUCAGGACAAGUGGCAAUCUGCUUGAGACAGUCCUGACCGUUGGCGUGGUGGCGUGGAUGACCAUGUCGCCAAAAAGGAAGCUCAUCAAUUGAUCAAGUCAAACAUAUCUACAUUCCUCACAAGCCUUUGGGAUUCUCCUGUCACACUUCUUGCUUUUUCGUGACCCAACACCACAGAUUGCUUCUCCUAUAAUGAUUUGGUCGGCAAUGUUAAGCGUGGCUACGGAGCUAUAUGUGUAGCGAAAAAGAUGCAAAUUAUUUUUGACAACCAGUGGCAGCAGCAUUACAGCGGCCGUUUUAAAUAAGGCAUCUAGUACACAGUUGAAGUUGGGUUCUUACGUUCUAUGAAGUGCAGUAGCUGUGGUGUUCCUGCAUAUCUACAACAAUGUAACUGCUAAGUGCACGCUGUACAUGAUAUAAACAUGGCAUAUUAAACAAAGCUACUGCAUAGUUUUCAACAAGGCAUUGUGAUGCCCUCAUCUUAUUUCAUUCUUAUAAGAACAAGUAUACUGUAACCAACAAUCGCUAACAUUAACCGGCACCAAUAUUACACAAUCGGAGGCUGCUCACUCGUCACUUAAAAUCUGUGAUGGCUUUGUAAAUAACUAUUCCUUCAAAACUAAUUCAUUUUGAAGUUUUAUUAUAAUUCAAUGAUAGCAUCUGUCCUACUUAGCUUCACUAGUGCUUUUUUUUUCACACUUAACAGUGAAAACGUCUUUAGCUGAACCGAAGAACUGCUUCACAAUUUUAUUAUUGAGUUAAGGGGCCAUGACAUGACUACCACCAAAUUGCAGCUUACAGCAAGAAAUAACAGUAGAGGCUCUAUUGUGACUGUCCAUAUAUAAAAAUGGACCGUAAAAGAAUUAACUGCAAACUGCAGCAAAAGGGAGAGUUGGGUCAGUUGGUUUGCGUUCAAUAUGAAUGCGAACGGUAUAUGCGUUUCAAUGUGAACUGUAAAACAAUAUUUCAUUGCAAAAUGAGCCCUAGAAGUUGCCAGCUGUAAACCCCGUGCACAACGGGUGACCGUCAUUUUGCCAUGGUGUACGUGACGUCAUGUGCUUCAUGUAGUGGCACCGUCACCUUCUAUUUAAGUUUCAAACGCUGCAAGUCGUGCUAUUUUCAGAGCCAAACUUAAGAUAGCUGUAAUAGCUUGAUUGUACCUGUGACUGACCAUGAAACAAAAUCAUUGGCUAAAAUACACAUGCUUGCAAAGCAUUACGGCUCGCGAGUUUGCCAGUGUUGUUAGACUCUGAGGACGCUUGUGCAUUUAUGAAAAUGCUCAUUAUAAAUUAGGUUUCCCACCAAAUGUGCUGAAACUUAGCCAGCUUACUCGCAAACAAGUGAGGAUUAAGCCACAUAACCGAGAUCGUGAGCAAAAAUUGAGUGUCAUGGCCCCUUAAACAAUGCCCGCUUGCUCCUGUCGAACCAACAUUGGCCUAGCUUGCCAGCACAAAGUGCUCCACAUUUACACAAUGUACAUGGCCACACAAUAUGCAAAAUGUUAUGCUCCAGCAAUGGGCGCAGGGAAUGGGGGGAGGGGGUAAAGUCUGCCCCCUACACAUUGACUUAAUGGGGAGCGGCGGCACUGCGACGAACCUUUUCCCCCGUGACGGCGAAACCCUGCGCACGCUAUGAAUGUGCAUAUACCAUAUAGUAGAGUAUAAGCCCAAAGCUGCUACUACAGCCAAGUGCUCACAUAUGUGAGCCCUUCCUGCCUAUUCCCAUACAUUCCCUCGCCUUUGCUAGUUCCAGAACCUAAUAACAUAUGUGUGACGAAUGCAUCCCUCUCACUAUAUGGGUGUUGAGUAUUCCUCCAUGUACUCUCAAAUAACUGGGCAUAGACAAAUUCAACCUGCUUAGAACACCAUCCCCCCAUAUGCAAACACACUAAAACCUAUUGAUAGAAUUUCCUCGCUAAUUAUUACCACGUGAAAUGCCCUUGCAAUGCAGUCAGCCAAUACGAUUCCACUUUCUUUUCAUGCACAUAUGCUAAGUUACAUAGAAAAGGUGUACUCCAUUAAAUUACUUUUUGUACGAGUGUGCGAAGGCAUUGAAAUGCUAGCUUCUCAACAUCAUGCCUGGUUCAGGGACCAAAUCUUUAUUAUUAUGACUUUUAAUAUGUAAUGUUACUCACUUCUAAACAUAGCAAAAGAGAUGCAGUUUUUCAUAAAUUAUUAGGGAGAAAAUAUGGCAUUGUUACGAUGCCACAAUAUAAAAAAUAUUUUAAAAAAGUGAAGAAGUAAAAAUUUCACAUUAUAGAAGUAGAAUUGCCUAUGCAUCACUGAUUUACACUCUGUUAGUUCAUGCAUG